This is a messenger RNA of Arachis ipaensis, 1727 nucleotides long. Its product is annotated as COBRA-like protein 4. Gene Ontology annotation, cellular component: plasma membrane. Gene Ontology annotation, biological process: cellulose microfibril organization; plant-type cell wall cellulose biosynthetic process. Lineage: Eukaryota; Viridiplantae; Streptophyta; Magnoliopsida; Fabales; Fabaceae. The record is from RefSeq and is a predicted model, not a curated record.
GUACCUAACAACCAUUAGUUGAGCCAUCACUUGAAUCACAAUUCCCUCUAUUGCUCUUUUUCUACAUUACUACACUUCCAAUGCCACUCCAAUAAGGUUUCUAAGUGAAUCCUGGAGGCAAAGAUUGUCACAUUAUUAUUUGAUAAAACAUUAGAGGCACAACAUCUUGAUCAGGCAAUGAGGCUUGUCAUAAUAAUACCUCUCUGUGUUAUUGUUCUGUUCUCUUAUGCAGCUGCAUAUGAUCCUUUGGAUCCAAAUGGAAACAUAACAAUCAAAUGGGAUGUUAUGUCUUGGACACCAGACGGCUAUGUGGCAGUGGUAACAAUGAGCAAUUUCCAAAUGUUCCGGCACAUCCCGAAUCCGGGAUGGACCCUGGGAUGGUCAUGGGCAAAGAAAGAGGUUAUAUGGACCAUGGUAGGAGCUCAAACCACAGAGCAAGGAGAUUGUUCUAAGUUCAAAGGCAAUGUACCUCACUGCUGCAAGAAAACUCCAACAGUUGUAGACCUUCUCCCUGGUGUACCUUACAAUCAGCAAUACUCAAACUGCUGCAAGGGUGGAGUGGUUUCAGCAUGGGGCCAAGAUCCUUCGAGCGCUGUCUCCGCCUUCCAAGUCAGUGUUGGACAAGCUGGCACCUCCAACAAGACAGUUAAACUCCCCAAGAACUUCACUCUCUUGGCUCCAGGACCUGGCUAUACCUGUGGCCCUGCCAAGGUUGUUCCCUCCACUGUUUUCCUUACACAAGAUAAGCGCCGCAAGACUCAAGCACUAAUGACAUGGAAUGUUACCUGCACAUACUCGCAAUUUCUGGCUAGAAAGAACCCGAGUUGCUGUGUAUCUUUGUCAUCCUUCUACAAUGAAACCAUUACUCCUUGUCCUACUUGUGCCUGUGGUUGCCAAAACAAGAAGAAUUGUGUCAAGAGUGACUCGAAAUUCCUCAACACACCCGGCGCUCACACUCCGAAGAGAGACAAUGAUCCAUUGCUGCAGUGCACUCAUCAUAUGUGUCCAAUCAGGGUACACUGGCAUGUGAAGCUCAACUACAAGGACUACUGGCGAGUCAAGAUCGCCAUAACGAACUUCAACUAUAGAAUGAACUACACCCUCUGGACUCUCGCCGUCCAGCAUCCGAAUCUCAACAAUAUCACCCAAGUUUUCAGUUUUGAUUACAGGCCAAUUCUUCCCUAUGUGUCCAUCAAUGAUACUGGUAUGUUCUAUGGCAUGAAAUUCUAUAAUGAUCUAUUAAUGGAAGCUGGACCAAGCGGGAAUGUUCAAUCCGAAGUGCUUCUUCGAAAGGAUCAGGAUACCUUCACGUUCAAGCAAGGAUGGGCGUUUCCUCGCAAGGUUUACUUCAAUGGUGAAGAAUGCAUGCUUCCACCACCAGAUACCUACCCAUUCCUCCCCAAUGCUGCCCCUGUAAAGCUACUUAACUUAACAUCACUCAUUUUCUUCUUGAUUCUCUUGCUUGUAGCUUAGUGAGUUUAGUACAUAAUUGAAUGGAAGCUGUGUUUUUGUGAAAAAUCUUGAAGCCUGGUAUUAAGACUUAAGACCCUAAAGCAUUUGUUGAGAACACCAAGCCAAACUCAUGGAUAUAUAUUUAGUGAUUCAUGAUCACUAUAAGAGAAUGAAAGUUACAACACCCUACAAUGAUUUUGUCUUUAGUUGAGUAAAUGAUUGUAUUGCAAUGUUGUAAUGAAUUGGUCAUAUAUUUUUCAUUCUGUUUCUCUGGG